Molecule: messenger RNA, 417 nt
Organism: Mytilus trossulus (common blue mussel)
Lineage: Eukaryota; Metazoa; Mollusca; Bivalvia; Mytilida; Mytilidae
Exons: 4
Coding region: 57-416 (119 amino acids)
Source: RefSeq, a predicted model, not a curated record
UUCUCCUUUGUAUUCAGUUCAACAGAUUCGUCGCACGUUUCCACUUUAAUAUACUGAUGAUGCAUCUAACAUUGAUCCUUCUUGUGACUUCUUUUGCUUUAGUGUCUGGAGAUAGCAACCUUCCAAGUGACGUACCUGAUGUAUGCAUUCAGGCUGGAGCACCAACAUGUCCCACCGCUCCUUCAAACGACUGUACCACCCGCAAAUUCUACAAAACUAUUAAAAACGUAAGAUGUGAAUGGGGGUGUAAACAUUGGUGUUGCAAACCUGAAAGUGAGGUACUAACCGAAUGUCCAGAAACCAGCCCAACCAAUCCAUACUGUAUACAUACACAUGUUGUGCGGUACACCAUAAACGGAAAGCAAUGUCCCGUAUAUUGUGGGUGUGUACCAGACUGUAGAGUGUUAACCUGCUAAA